GUAAAUUAUUAUCGAUAUAUAUGGGGUGGCAACAUUAUAAGUUCCCACGUGUAGAGAAUAGAAGAAAUGAAAUCACAAAUAUACAAUGGCCGAAGCGAAAGAGAAAAUUGAAUAUUUGGUUGCAGAUACUACAGCUUUUAUUAAUGCUGUUCAGCUAAAUGAUUAUGCGAAAAAUGUCUUAACCGUCCCUGAUGUUAUUACUGAGGUGCGUAAUAAACGUCAAAUCCGAAGGCUUUGCGUUCUACCUUUUGAUCUACAAGUGCGAGAACCUCGCACUGAUAGUAUAAAACACUGUGUAGAAUUCGCCAAAAAAACUGGUGACUAUGCCAGUCUCUCGGGUAUCGACAUUAAGGUGAUUUCUUUAACUUAUGAACUUGAGGUAGAUAACGUUGGCGACACGCAUUUGCGUACUGAACCUGUUGUAUCGAAAAUAAUAGCAUCUAAGGAGAAACCCGAAGAAUUCCAAGACAAUACAAAACUAGCAGGUUGGUAUAAUCCGGAAGGUGAAGAUGAACCAAGUAGUGAUGAUAAUGAUGAGGAGGAAAAUUAUGAAUCUGUUAACCCUGUCAAUGACAAAGAAGAUGCAGUUAAAAAUUCUAUAGAAGAUCAAAUCAAUGAUGUGAAUGCAAACAACGGUAGUACUGAUGAAAUAACACAAGAAGAACUUGAUAAAUUCUUUGAAAAGUUAAAUUGUAAUGUGGGUGAUAAUGAUGUUUGCGAUUUACUUGUACCAAAAAGCGAAGACCUACUUGAUCCCGAAAUUGCUACAGACGAUGAAUCUAAAUGCAAUGAUGAACAUGAUAACACCUCAUCUCAACAUUCUGAACAAAUAACAGUUGAAUCCGAUGACAUUGAAGGCGGUUGGAUUACACCCCAUAAUAUUAAAAAGGUGAAAAAAUCCUUGGAAGGUAAAGUGGAAUCAGAUGUUGUUCCUGUUGUCGCGUGUAUGUCAACGGACUAUGCACUUCAAAAUGUUUUAAAACAAAUGAAUUUGCAAAUUUGUGCGUUAGAUGGACGUGUAAUUAAACAUUUACGUACCUAUAUUUUACGGUGUUAUGCUUGUUUUAAAACAACAAGUAUAAUGACCAAGGUUUUUUGUCCGAACUGUGGCAACAAAACUUUAAAACGAGUAGCUGUUAGUUUGGAUGAGAACGGAAAGCAAGUGAUUCACAUAAAUACUCGUCGUCCCCUAACAUCUAAAUAUAAAAACCAAAGCUUGCCAAGAUUCCAAGGAGGAAAACAUUCACGUAACCCAAUAUUAUUUGAAGACCAACCUAUACCAAGACAGAUGCCAUCACGUGUAGCAAAGACCAAAACCAAUGCUUUAGAUGAAGAUUACAUCGCCGGAUUUUCGCCUUUCGUAAUGCGUGACGUAGACUCAAAAUCCGCUAUGUUGCGUUCUAAAGGAAAUCUUAAGGAAUGGGCUAGGAAUAAUACAUUUGAAGAAGAUAGACGUAGAAAACAUUACAAUAGAGUUUAUAAAUAGAUUGGAUUUUAAAAAAUAA
This is a messenger RNA of Zeugodacus cucurbitae (melon fly), 1505 nucleotides long. RefSeq names its product RNA-binding protein NOB1. The transcript has 3 exons. The record is from RefSeq and is a predicted model, not a curated record. Gene Ontology annotation, cellular component: preribosome, small subunit precursor. Gene Ontology annotation, molecular function: RNA endonuclease activity. Bases 86 to 1486 code for a protein of 466 amino acids. Lineage: Eukaryota; Metazoa; Arthropoda; Insecta; Diptera; Tephritidae. Gene Ontology annotation, biological process: ribosomal small subunit biogenesis; maturation of SSU-rRNA.